Mercenaria mercenaria is the source of this 1187-nucleotide messenger RNA. RefSeq names its product clavesin-2-like. The record is from RefSeq and is a predicted model, not a curated record. Gene Ontology annotation, cellular component: membrane. Gene Ontology annotation, molecular function: phosphatidylinositol bisphosphate binding. The transcript is spliced from 5 exons. NCBI's taxonomy places the organism in Eukaryota, Metazoa, Mollusca, Bivalvia, Venerida, Veneridae. Bases 174 to 704 code for a protein of 176 amino acids.
GUCAAUAGAGCACGACUCAUACAUUCACUUACCGUGAUUGAUAUAGCUUUUUCAAGUAUAAAUCAAUGUCAUAAAAAUGCUAUUUGAGAAUGGUUCUUUUUUAUAACAUCUAACAGGGGAUUAAUAUUGUUUAAAAGAAGUGAGCUUAACAGGAAAGUAGCAAUUCUUUUGCAAUGAACGCCAAACCAGAUGACAACAAAUUUAUCAGUAAUUUAGAUGAGGAAGGAAAGAAGAAAGCUAAAGAAGAGCUUAAUGAAUUAAAUGAUGAGGACAGACAGAUUGCCCUUCAAACCUUUAGGCAGUGGGUGGUUGACCUAGACUGGUUAAAAUCUCCUACAGAUUUUGCCUUCCUUCUUCGUUUUCUAAGAGUAAGGAAGUUUAGCCAGCUUGGUGCUCGAGAAACUCUUGAAAACUAUUUGAAAGGUAGGACAAAUAGUCCAGAAUGGUUUCAAAAUGUUGACCCAUCAGAUGAAAUUAUACAAGAAAUCUUUAAAUCAGGAUUUUUCCAAUGUCCGAUGAAGUAUGAUAGAAAGGGACGUAGAAUUUUACUCUGUAAUUUCUGCGACAUGCUGGAUGACAUGAAGAAACCAGCGUUUCUAGAACAUAUCAAGGAUUUAUCAAGCGAUAAGUAUAGAGUGGACAUAGAGAAAAGGAAAACGGACGAUACACCUGCCGCUUCGUUCAGGAAGUUGAACGUUUCAUAAGCGAUGCUAUUUCUUAUAGACGAUGACUAUGUUUUGUGUUUUAAUGUCUGCUUUAUAAAAUUAGUUUUUACAUCCAUACGUUUGCGGACAGUAGGCUGCAAAGUAUGCAAUCCUGCGAGCCUGGUAAUUUACGAUCCUACGAUGCCACCUAUAAUACAUUUUCAUUCCUAAAAGAGACUAUUUUCAACAACUUUAACAAAGUGAAAAACUCAAACUCUAAUUGGUUAUUCUGUUCACUUAUACUUUUAGCUUUUAUAAGGAGAUAUUUACAGCAUAAACGGAUUAACGGGAGUGAUUAAAUAUAGUCGAUGUAUAUGCCUUACUCAUCAAUGAUGCCAGUCGGUAUGACAUAAAUCAGCAUUCCGUCCUAUUUUCUUUGAAAUAUAUGCAAUAGCGGCUUAUAAAUUCAUUCAAAUUCUUGAUUCGUUAAACUAUACGGGUGAGACUAACACAGAGACGCCGCCUAUUGUCGGAAAAGAUUGU